Brienomyrus brachyistius is the source of this 2864-nucleotide messenger RNA. Its product is annotated as protein canopy homolog 3-like. Bases 202 to 1023 code for a protein of 273 amino acids. Gene Ontology annotation, cellular component: endomembrane system. The transcript has 6 exons. Lineage: Eukaryota; Metazoa; Chordata; Actinopteri; Osteoglossiformes; Mormyridae. The record is from RefSeq and is a predicted model, not a curated record. Gene Ontology annotation, molecular function: signaling receptor binding.
GCAUCUCCGGCGUUUCCUACUCCGGCCCUAAUUGGUCUGUAUCCGCCGCGUCUCGGUCCGUCACCGGCCCUAUAAGUGACAUCCGUGUCGUGCAUCUCUUGACUAUGGCGGACGUGUGACAGCCCAGAAAACACAAGACUGUGCAAAGGGGGCUGUAAUUAGAUAUUAAGUGGCCGAUAGUAGGUCAAUUGUGGCAUCGGUAUGAACAUCUGGCUACUGGCGGCUGCGUUUGUUCUCACCGCCGCUUCCGAAGCGUCUAAAAAAGGCGACGAUGAAGACUGGGUCAAUCUGCCUAACAAAUGCGAAGUAUGUAAAUUCUUGAGUAUAGAAAUGAAGUCUGCGUUUGAGGAAACGGGCAAAACCAAAGAAGUCAUCGACAGGAAUUACCGGUUUUUGGACGAAAAGGGUGCCCCGCCAAUAAAAUACGUCAAAUCGGAUAUUCGCUUUAUUGAGGUGAUGGAAACUGUGUGUCAAAGAUUACAGCAAUACAACGUCCACAAGGAGCGACCAGGCAGCAACCGCUUUGCAAAGGGUAUGUCGGAAACUUUCAGCACUUUGCAUAAUCUGGUCCACAAGGGGGUGAAAGUGGUGAUGGACAUACCUUAUGAACUCUGGAAUGAGACCUCUGCUGAGGUUUCUGACCUGAAGAAGCAGUGUGAUGUGAUGGUGGAACAGUAUGAAGAUGUCAUUGAGGACUGGUACAGAGGCCUCCAGGAGGAGGACCUUACGAGCUACCUGUGUGAAAAACACGUCCUCAGAGGGCAGGAUGCAGCUUGUUUGAGCGAGACAUGGGGCAGGAAAAAAUCAAUCAACGAAGAGCCAAAGAAAAAGAAGAUUGCAAAAAAGAGUAAGGAGGGGGCCAGAGGGGGGCAGGCGAGUCAGAGCAAACCACGAAAAAAGAGCAAGAAGAGGAGUGCACAGCCCAGCGAGGCGGGGGGGCGGAGCCAGAGUGACGAAGGCCUCGUCCUGGACGACGACGUUCCAAAGAAAGCCACCUUGCGUGGAGAGAAGACUGAACUGUAGCUAGCGGGACCUGUCCCACUGCUCCUGCCCACCAUGCAUCUCCUCCGCUCCAUUAGCUGCUCCUCAUCCCGCCGUGACCUCCGCCUCCUUCCCGGCUCCCAGCGCGGCUGUCCGCUCCUCAUCCCGCCGUGACCUCCGCCUCCUUCCCGGCUCCCAGCGCGGCUGUCCGCUCCUCAUCCCGCCGUGACCUCCGCCUCCUUCCCGGCUCGCAGUGCGGCUGUCUGCCCUCUCUGCUCCCUGACGUCUUUAUUUCCUUCCCUCCCAUCCUCGUUUUCCGGACGGGGGGGCACAUGGAGCCUUGAUCCCCGGGAUGAGGCGCUCUCGCUCGAGUGACCCAGAGCAAGCUGCUCCGGGAGAUUUUGUCAGGCCAUCCAUUAGAUGCCUUCACCUGUCCUUCACUCCUCUUUAAAGCUUAGCAGGAAGUGAGAAUUGCACACAUUUUCCCAUUUGUUUCAGAAAUGGUCUUGAUGGUUUUUGUAUUCCAACACCCCGUCUGUAUACUCAGCAACCAGGCCCAUGGAAUAAUCUAAAUCUUUAUCAUUUAAAUCUUUAAAAACAUGAGCUACACAUAAAAAUACCUGUAGACCCUUAAGUAAAUAUGGUAGCAGUGUAGCUCAUUUCCCCCUAUACACAGGGGUGGGGUUUUUGUUUGUUUCUGGCCCCCCACUGACAGUCACUUCACCCCUGCCCUCCCUAGUGUAGUAACUGUUUUUGGCCAGUGGGGGGGGGGGCUUAAAAAAACCUCAGAAACUGCACACAAAUUUGUGGUUUGAAUGGAGGUAAACACUGCUGCGGGGGGGGGGGGGUCUUCAAACACCAAGCCCUGCCCUGUGACUUGCUGGUUUACUUCCCAGAUCGAUGGGCUCUGUCUGAAGCGCUCAGUAUCAGGGAGUCCGCACAGAGACUCGAGGAGCCCUGCUUAGUCACCAGGCCUUCACUGCUCACCAAUGUGCGUUUAUUUCUGCAGGACCACCAAUCAUUCUAAUCAUCAUCUAAUAAGACCAAAGUGUCUACAAGACUCAGCUGAUCUGAGAAAAGCUGUCAUUUCAGUGCUGUAUUCGCCAAAACAUGCUUUGACUGAUAGUUUAUUAUUUGUAUGAAUUUGGUUAGUGAUUUUAUGCAGUUUGUUGCCGUUGUACAUGCCCUUGACUUAUGGAAUACAAAUCCUUCAUUUCCUACGAUGCUCUAUGCUUAUAUUCUGCCUAAUGCAGUGAGAAUUAUGACAGCCGAUUCAGUAUUAAUGUCCUUGAAAUUGUUUGGUUUAAUUUUGUCGUGGUCUAACAGGACGAUGUCAUCAGUGACUUUGUUAACUCAGCUGCUGUAGUGAUAGAAAAAUCAGAUUUUUUUUGUUGUUGUUUUAAAUCUGGUUACUUUGGCGUUAAAUGCUGCCACAUGAUGGCGAAUCAUAAGCUGAAAGUCAACUUUAAGGUGUUACUUUUUGGAAAUGUGUGGUGAUCAUUUUUAAGUUUCACCAUAAUGCCUGACCUGAUAAACCACUCUGGAUCAGCGCCGAGUGAAUGUGUCUAAACUAGAGGAUCAUUUUUGAAGUAACUUAAUAUCAGACAUCCUCCUGUAAAAGGGGACUGAAUUAUGCCACACGGGUGGAUUCAUUCUGCCAUGUUUGUGUGACUCUGUGAGUUACACAGGUACUUAUUAAUUCCCCGGUUGUUAAUAAGAUGAUUUCUAAAUAAGAGGCAUUACUGUGGUAAUGCAUAACAAAAGAGAUGUGUGACUACAUUAACUAAUCAGAAUGUUCAGCAUGUUACUAUUUUACUAACUUAUGUUACUGAGUGUUUCUUUAAGUGAUUGAAAUAAGUGCAAGAAUAAACAUUUCAUUACCA